AAGACAUUCAUAAUUUCAUAUGAUAAAAUACGGUACCUUCCGUGAUGACUUCUAUUCUUCUCAUUAAAUCAAUGCUGCUGGCAGAGGCUUUACAGAACAAAAAGAAAAAGAAAAUACGAAAGUUACGGAAAAGAAGAAAUUUGGAGAAAACGACAAUAAUUAUGUGCAGAAUAUGCAAUGAGGAAAAAGGAGAGAUUCCUAUAUUUGACAAUCUUGUACAUCAGAAUAUUCCGGAGGAGAUAAAACAUUUUUCUGGAGUCACUAUAUCCAAAACAGACAAUUUGUCUAAAAAAAUGUGUCAAAGCUGUCUUGAUCUAUUGAAUGGUUGUAUAAUGUUUAGAGAGAUAUGUCAGAAAAACAAUGAAAUGUUACUGGAGGUUUCCAUUAAAACAGAAUGUGAUGUGGACUACAACAGAAACGAAGACAAUGACAAGACCCAAAAAGAAAUCGAUUACUCUUAUAAAGUACCAUCACCAGACUUUUCAGAUGAUAACUCCGAAAGUUUAAACUGUUCAAUAUGUAAUAAGCAAUUUUGUGAUGCAACAUCAUACGAGACUCAUCUGAUGAAAUGUAGCUUAGAGGAAAGUUCCUCAAUUCCUAAACCAUCUAAAAAAACACAAAAAGAAGCUAACCAGAAAAAGAUAUUUUUAUGUGACAUAUGUGGUAAAACAGCAGUUUCUAAGGCAAGCCUCUUAACACAUAUGUGCACACACGAAAACGUGUUUCCUUAUAAAUGCGACGUAUGCCCAUACAAAGGUAGAACUGUGGACUUGUUGAGGGUACAUAAAAGAUCUCACUUACGUGAGAAACCUUUCAAAUGUUCCUUGUGCCCUAAAGGUACAACAACAUCGAGCAACCUUGCUAAACACAUGCGACAUGUCCACAGCACAGCAAGGCCACAUAAGUGUAACUACUGCGAUAAGGCAUUUACCUAUCAACAUGAUAUGAAAAGGCACAUCAAAGACAUACAUCUGAGACAGGGAACGGUUGAAUGUAACGUAUGCCAUAAGAAAUUCAAUACAAAAAAGAUUUUGCAAGGGCACAAAUGGAAAAUACACAAGAUCAAAGGGGAACGUCAAGGACGUCUACCGUCAUACUUACAGUGUCAAAUAGGAGGACAAAUCGAGAAUGAGAAUGAGAAUGACGAUCUUAACAACUGUGACCCAAAUAGCUCUCAUCUGAUAGAACUUAGAUCACUGGAUUUUAAGAUGGAUUAAAUUUUACAUUAAACAAACAUUAUUAUAACUGUAGCAAAGCUUUACCUAGUAAAGGGCAGACUUGGCUUUGGAUUUCAAUAAGUUUGUUUGCAAAGUCCAUUAGAACAAAUAGGUUUAGUACCUACCUAAAGAGUUCGACGUUAAUUAAUUAACAACACUAAUGAAAUAAACGAAACAUUCGAUACAGUGUAUAUGACUGAUGUAGUAUUUAUUUAAAUUUUAAACCAAUAAGCAUACUGCAGAAUGGAAUAAAUUUACAUUUGUAAAUGUACUUAACAUGUUUAGUAAAAAAAACUUAAAAUCGGCCAAUAAAUUCAUAAAAUAAA
Bombyx mandarina (wild silkworm) is the source of this 1543-nucleotide messenger RNA. RefSeq lists its product as uncharacterized. Lineage: Eukaryota; Metazoa; Arthropoda; Insecta; Lepidoptera; Bombycidae. Gene Ontology annotation, cellular component: nucleus. Gene Ontology annotation, biological process: regulation of DNA-templated transcription. The record is from RefSeq and is a predicted model, not a curated record. Gene Ontology annotation, molecular function: DNA-binding transcription factor activity, RNA polymerase II-specific; zinc ion binding; RNA polymerase II cis-regulatory region sequence-specific DNA binding.